This is a messenger RNA of Bombina bombina (fire-bellied toad), 2032 nucleotides long. RefSeq names its product potassium voltage-gated channel modifier subfamily S member 3 (gene KCNS3). Gene Ontology annotation, molecular function: voltage-gated potassium channel activity; protein binding. Lineage: Eukaryota; Metazoa; Chordata; Amphibia; Anura; Bombinatoridae. Gene Ontology annotation, cellular component: voltage-gated potassium channel complex; membrane. Bases 133 to 1599 code for a protein of 488 amino acids. The record is from RefSeq and is a predicted model, not a curated record. The transcript has 2 exons. Gene Ontology annotation, biological process: potassium ion transmembrane transport; protein homooligomerization.
UGCACAGCUCGGGAGGGACAGGCUGCUGCUGCAGAGCCCGGGACUGGGAGCCAGGCAGCGCUGGACCUGUGGGCUAAAGACGAAAGGUGAAAUGUAAUCAACUGGGACAGCAUCAAGCCAAAAACAUACAAGAUGGUGUAUGGCGAAUUCUUCCAUAGGAAUCGGAAUGAGGAAGAACUUAUCAAACUUAAUGUGGGAGGUUUUAAACAGUCAGUGGAUCAGCGAACUCUUUUGAGGUUUCCUCACACCAGACUUGGAAAACUACUCCACUGUCAUUCAGAAGAAGCCAUAUUGGAACUGUGUGAUGAUUACAGUGUGGCAGAUAAGGAAUAUUACUUUGACAGAAACCCUUCUUUAUUUAGACACAUUUUGAAUUUCUACUACACUGGUAAACUUCAUGUAAUUGAGGAGUUAUGUGUUUUUUCAUUUUGCCAAGAAAUUGAAUACUGGGGCAUCAAUGAGCUCUUCAUUGACGCCUGCUGUAGUAACAAGUACCAAGAAAAGAAAGAUCUCAUAUCUGAGAAGGACUGGGAGCAGAAAAGUGAUGUCAUCAGUUUUGACUCAUCUUCUGAUGAGUCCUCAAUGUUUGAAAAAGAACUUGAGAUAUUUGAUACACUUAAAUUUGGGAACAUUAGAAAGAAAAUAUGGAUCAGACUGGAAAACCCUGGGUUCUCUUUAACAGCCAAACUUUUUGCCAUUACCUCUUUGAGUGUGGUCUUAACUUCAAUAGUAGCCAUGUGCAUUCACAGUAUGCCAGAAUUUCAAAAACUAGAUAUAAAUGACAGGGAAAUUGAAGAUCCCAUAUUAGCUGUUGUGGAAAUUAUUUGCAUUGUUUUUUUUACUACAGAAUUAGUUGUCCGGCUCGCUGUAGCUCCAUCUCAGACAAAAUUCUGGAAAAAUCCUAUGAACAUUAUUGACUUUGUUUCCAUUAUCCCAUUUUAUGCCACACUGAUUGUAGACACCAAUGAUGAGGAAAAUGAGGGAAUUGAAAACAUGGGGAAAGUUGUACAAAUCCUGAGGCUGAUGAGGAUAUUUCGUAUUCUAAAGCUUGCAAGACAUUCAGUUGGAUUACGAUCCCUUGGAGCCACUUUACGACACAGUUACCAAGAAGUUGGGCUGUUGCUUUUAUUUUUGGCUGUGGGAAUUUCAAUUUUUUCAGUCCUUGUUUAUUAUGUUGAAAAGGAUGAGGAGUUGUCAGAGUUGCACAGCAUUCCUAUGUGCUGGUGGUGGGCAACCAUCAGUAUGACUACUGUUGGCUAUGGAGAUACCCAUCCAGUUACAUUAUAUGGAAAACUUAUAGGGAGUGUUUGCAUAUUAUGUGGUAUAUUAGUUGUUGCUCUUCCAAUAACUAUUAUUUUUAACAAAUUUUCAAAGUACUAUCAGAAGCAAAAGGCAAUAGAUGCAAAUGGACGUAAUGAAGAUGAGCAGAAGGACAGAUUUAAUGAGCUACCGUAUUUCAAUAUACGAGAUAUAUAUGCAAAACGGAUGAAUUCUUUUAUAUCAAGUCUCUCUUCUGUAGGAAUCAUCGCAAGUAAUGAUUCAACGGAUGCUUCCAGCAUUCAAGAAUUGGAAGAUGCAUAUCCUGCAUCUCUAAAAUGACAAUCAUAUGGGUUCCUUUGUAUGCCAUUCAUUUUCUUUAAUCACUUUUUUAUUUGCUACCUCUGUUUCUGACCCUUUCAGAUUAUGGGCUAGAUUACAAGUGGCGUUCUAGUAAGUGCUUUCGCUAGAAGUAAGCUUUUUGCGCUUGCAUGUGUAUUACAAGUUAAAAGUAAAAGGUUUGCGUCUGAGCAAAACCUGAGGUGCUCUAACCAAAUAUUGCGACCGUGUUAACAUAUAAUCCCCAUAUAAAUCAAAGGAAACCGCAGAAGAAAAAUUCCUAGUUAUCACUCAAAGUUAUGUAUAUUUCACUAAUCAAUAUAUAUUAUUAAUCUUACAUCACGUUAUGUAAAUAUUAAAUAUUAAAUAUUUUUAAAAAAUUAAUAAUAAUCAUUAGAAAAUAUAGAUACUGUAAAAGAUUUAUAUAUAUAUAUAU